Messenger RNA from Coccidioides posadasii C735 delta SOWgp, 1411 nucleotides. Lineage: Eukaryota; Fungi; Ascomycota; Eurotiomycetes; Onygenales; Onygenaceae. The record is from RefSeq and is a predicted model, not a curated record.
CUUUUGAGACCCCGCAAAUCAUUUCAUAUGUGUCUGUCUGUGCUACUGUGGUUAUACUGAGCUGGAAAGCAACAAGAUGGUGUUGGAGCUCCAUACUUGGGGUCCGGCUUUCGGAUUGCCUUCAAUUGACGCCCAGUGCCUUGCCACCAUCGCUUAUUUUGCUCUCGCGCUGCCUACAAAUGGCUCACCAGAAUGGGUGCUGGUUCCAGACAGUGAUCCGAAGAUAGUGCCUACAAAUGAACUCCCUGCGGUAUGGACGGGCUCAAGGUGGAUUAGCGGGUUUCGAAAUAUCGUGGCAUUUUUGAAGCAAUAUUCCGAUGGAGAAUGGGACCUGGAUCGGUGGAUGGGACCUGGCGAGCAGGCGGAUUGUGUUGCGUUUUCAUCUUUCCUCGAACUUCAUGGCCAGUCGCUUAUCGAUCUCUCUCUCUACGUGUCGAGCGACAACUACACUUCUGUUACAUCUCCUGCGUACGGGACUCUUCUCCAGUGGCCCAAUCAAUGGAUUAUCCCUCCCCAAGUGAGAUCGCAGGCUAAAGCGAGGACGGAGCACCUGGGGCUAUCGUCGUUGGAUUUGGAUGCUGUUGAAGAGGAACGGCAACAAGGAAGAGAUAUUAACUCGGUGGCCGCUGGUCAGAUACCAAAGAGCCUAGCAACGAGGCCGCGUCAAACCGUAAGCGGCCUCCUGGGCAAGCCAUCACAGAAGUCCCGGAUCCGGCUGGAAGGCCUGACGGCAUCGUUUGUGGAACCGCUGCAGGAGAUGUUAGAAAAGAAAGGGUAUCUCCUUUCUGACAAUAUACCAUCGAGCUUGGAUUGCCUGGCCUUGGGAUAUCUGUCGCUGGCUAUGGUUCCAGAGUUACCGUUUCCCUGGCUGAAAGACGACAUCCAGGCGCAGGCACCGCGCCUGGGCGCAUAUGUGAAGAAACUCGGUGGCAGAUGCUUUGGAGGCUCGGUAGACGCGGCUGCAGUGCUCUCUGGUAUUCAAGCCGGAACUGGCUCACGGCUACCGUGGCAGAUCCCCGAGAGAAUCAGCCUAGGAGGUAUUGGGCUGCGCAUAUUCGAGGGGAUCGCAGACUCGAUUCCGGUGGUAAAAGAUAUCCGUCUCAGCAGGCGACUGAAGCAGAUGGGCCAGGAUAAAUCACUCGAGUCGGAGGAAGUACUGGCACUCGCUGACGGCUAUAAACGCGAAGCCUUGACGUCUGCAGCGACCGUGGCCUUGGGACUGGGGAUGUUCAUGGUCUACCUCUUCACGGCCGGGCCCUUACAGGUGAGCUUCGGAACGGAAGAUGAUCAUUCCAGUUCGUCAGCGGAGAACGAAGAAGCCGGCGGUGAUGAUGGCGAGGAAAAGGGCGAAAAGGGUUCAUCCGGGAAGCCGUUCGACCUGGGGGAGGUUGGCUCCAUGCUGGGACUGUGA